This is a messenger RNA of Ostrinia nubilalis (European corn borer), 1578 nucleotides long. Its product is annotated as major facilitator superfamily domain-containing protein 9-like. Gene Ontology annotation, molecular function: transmembrane transporter activity. Gene Ontology annotation, biological process: transmembrane transport. The transcript has 5 exons. Gene Ontology annotation, cellular component: nuclear envelope. The coding region runs from base 358 to 1578 and encodes 406 amino acids. The record is from RefSeq and is a predicted model, not a curated record. Lineage: Eukaryota; Metazoa; Arthropoda; Insecta; Lepidoptera; Crambidae.
CCUUUUCUUCUGAGAAAAAAUAUGAUCUUACAUCUCUUUCUAUCCGUCAAUGUCAGUUGUCUUGUCAGUAUUGUCAGUCAAAAUUGUCAAACUGUGUCAAACUUCAAAAGAAAACUGAGGAAAACCAAGAAAAAGGAAAACUUGUUUGUUUGUUUCGAAAAGCGGAAAAGCCAAAAACGUGUAAAAAUCUGGUAAAAAGAUUGUGACAACAGUGUGUGAACAACAGAUCUAGAAAAAUAAAAACCUACUAAAAAUGUCAAUGCCAUGGUUUUAAGUUCCUAACACAGCACGUUCGCACACAAAAAUAAUUAACAAUAAAAAUUGUGAUGAAUUAAUCUUUAGAAUAAAAAGUUAAAAAUGAAUUUUUCCAUAUGUCUUCUACAAAGCAUUGCCUUCUUAGAUCUUUUGGCUGUGGGUCUGAUAGUGCCUCUAAUUCCUAGUCAUGUUCGCAAGAUGGGUGCAGAUCUUAUUUAUGUGGGUUUGCUUGGAUCCAUUUAUGCAGGUUUCCAGUUGGGAUCAGGUCCGGUAAUUGGUAGCUUGAGCGAUCUGAAAGGCAGAAAAAACAUAUUGAUGCUAACACUUUUGGUGUGUGCAAUAGCAUACUCUACAUUAGGAAUUACAAAUUCCAUAGUGGUGAUACUAAUAAUAAGAGCAGUUUUAGGUGUGUUUAAACAAACACAGAUGUUAACAAAGGCCUUGGUGCCCGAUUAUGAAAAGAAUGAACAACGUCAAUCUGCAAUUUAUGGCAAAAUGGCAGCUAUAUCAGGUGCAGGCAUCACACUGGGCCCAGUUAUUGGAGGACAUAUUGCAGAGGACAACCCAGAGAAUGGGUUUACCUUGAUCGCAGUUAUUGUUGGAGUAUGCUUUAUUGCAAAUGCAGGAUUGGUAUACUUUCUUCCAAAAUCAAAACGAAACACAAAGAAACCGAAAAAGAAAAUCCAUGGAAACUUAUUCAACUCAUUAAGUAAUAGCAUUAAACAGAUCUUUAUUGAGCUAUACAAAGUAGACUGGGCUGUCUAUUGGGACAUCUUUAUGUUCAAAGCUCUCAUUGGUUUUGCUAUGGGAGUGUACUAUUCCAAUUACUCUUUAUAUUGCAAAACCCAAUUUAACUUGUCACCAAAAUAUAUAGGGUAUGUUAUCUCAUUCCAAGGUGUAGUAGGUUCUAUAUCUAGCUUUUUUAUGGGCUAUAUUAAUAGUUAUUACAGCCACGACGCUGAUUAUAGUUUGAGAAAUUUCCAUGUAUUUGUUUUACUGACUAUUUCGCUGAUCGGCUUGAUGUUAUCAUUUAGUGUGUACAUUUAUGUGAUAUGGCUUAUACCUCUAGCUAUUGGUAAUGCAAUAGGCAGGCUAGUUACUUUAGAAAUGAUUUUAAAACGAAGCCACGGUCAACACAGAGGCACUUUGAUAGGGGCUUCUAAUAGUGUUCGGUCAUUGUCAGGAGUUGUUGCACCUAUGGUAUCAGGCUUUAUUGGCCAGUAUGUUGGUGUUCCUUAUGUGAUAUAUGCAAGUCUUUGCUCAACCUCUAUUGGUUUUGUAUUAAGUUAUCGUUAUCGUAGCAAAAGUACAAAAGUUGACUGA